AAGCGGAAAAUUCAAUACAAUAUCGACCGUAAGAGAUCUCUCUAAUCGUGAAAAUAUAUUUAAUAAUCGAAUAAAUAAAUAUAACAAUGAAUAAAAAGUAGGUAAAUAAAGUACAAUAUAUAUGAAAAAGUUAAGAAAAUAUAUGUUAAAACGAACUACUUUUUUUGUACUUUCGAGAUAUGCGAGAAUUGUAUCGAGGUACAAAUACAUAGUGUGCAUCUAUUCGUAUUUUGUCAGUAGCAACGGUUAGCAACGAGCACUGACGACGCUUCGUUUCGGAAAGAGAAUGUGGAUGUUCAAAGAGGAAUAUAACGAAACAAAAGAAAAUUUAAAUAUCUCUAAGAUGCGUCCUGAUUCGCGUAGCGUCUCGUUCACGUUCCAUCGUGAAGUUUUAAGUGUCAGAAAUUCACCGGAAUUGAUACGUACUUCCAAAAAUUUAAGACAACGUCUUCAAGAUCGUUUCGACAAAGAAAAAUCUAAUGAGUCUUCCAAACAGAAAGCUACUAAAGAGAAAGAUAUCACGGAACGUGGUUGGAACAAUUUGAGUCUUGGAAAUGUAUCUGCUGAUUCUAGACGUGCUCUACGAAAUGGAGCAGAAAAAUUAUCCAAAACCAUAUCAACAGUAAGAACAACGUUUGGUACAAUUUCACAGAAAUUUAGAAGCUCAACACGAAGACGUCAGAGAUUGGAAGAACAACAGUCUCCUGGCAGCAAUAAUAAAAUACAAACUCCUCAAUCACGCUCACGUCAAUUAUUAGGACGUACACCAACUAAAUUAUACAGUCCUUUUGGUAUUGAAUCUCCUAAGCGUGGUUGGAAUAAAGAGAAUGAUGUUACGACGGUACAAGAGUCACCAGAAAAUCAUUCACGUCAAAUACAAUGCAGGCCCUUCAGCUUUGUAAGAGCCAAAGGAUUCUCUGUGCUAAGAUAAAGCAUUAUUUUUGGGGCUCUUGUGUUAUAAUUUCUUUGUCUUCUAAGAAAUACAUCAAGAAACGCACAUUUAGUACAACUAAGCACUUAAUUUAUUUUAUUCUAAUGAAUAACGAUGCAGCUAUUUAUCUAUUCUAUCAUUAUGCUAAUAAUCAUUUUACAAUGGGAAUUAAUAUUAUUUAAUACCUAUUCAAACAUGUUCAUUAUUUUCAUCCUUUUAUUCUGAGAUAUUUUAUAGAAGAAUAUUUCUACUUUUUUAUAUGUAUUUAUAAUGAUUACGCUUGCAAUGUGAGAUAAAAAUAGAAAUAGAUUGCAAUCUUUUUAUUAAAAUAACAUUUAUUAAUCACAAUCUCCUUAAAAUUAAGUUAUUUAAAUGGAUCAUUAAGAUCAAAAUUUACAUCUGGUACAAAUAUUCAUCUGUUUUUAAUGUUUUCAACAUUUUGCCAUUAUUUUCAUUUUAUAGAAAGCAAAUUCAUUUAACCAUAACAUCAAGAUAUAAGAAUUUGUAAAUCACAUGAACAAAAAUCACAAUCAGUUUGUAUUUGUGACACUAAUAAGCACUUAAUACAAAUGUUCUAUAUGUAUGAACAUAGAACACUUGUUAGAUUGAUUCAAAUAAA
Vespa velutina is the source of this 1550-nucleotide messenger RNA. RefSeq lists its product as uncharacterized. NCBI's taxonomy places the organism in Eukaryota, Metazoa, Arthropoda, Insecta, Hymenoptera, Vespidae. The record is from RefSeq and is a predicted model, not a curated record. The transcript is spliced from 3 exons. The coding region runs from base 287 to 931 and encodes 214 amino acids.